Molecule: messenger RNA, 336 nt
Organism: Komagataella phaffii GS115
Lineage: Eukaryota; Fungi; Ascomycota; Pichiomycetes; Pichiales; Pichiaceae
Exons: 1
Coding region: 1-336 (111 amino acids)
Biological process (GO): mitochondrial electron transport, NADH to ubiquinone
Source: RefSeq, a predicted model, not a curated record
AUGUCGUCCAUUGCUAGGAAGGCUGUUGUUCCUUUUAGUGAAGCCAAUAAAAAGUACGUUUCGUCACUAUAUCGCAAAUCACUAAGAACUGCCCACGAUUGGAUUAAUAAGACAGAAUUUUACAGAGUUAAGGCUUCUGAAAUCAGGUCACGAUUUGACGCCAAUAAGCAUAUUAAUGACCCCAAUGAACUGAAAGUUAUAUUCAAAGAAACUGAAGCUUUGCUGGAAGAUUAUGCACAUCCAGAUCCUAUAAUCCCCCCUUGUAGGCCUGGAGGGUCUAAAUUUGAGAGAAAUAUUCCACCCAGAGUUGAAGCACGUAUACCUAUUGAUGUUUAG